UGUCAAUGCAUCAAAUCAACCGCCGUCACAAUCUCGGGCGAUUAUCAACCAACCAUUACAACAGGCAAAUCCAGAAAAAAAACGCAAAAAAUAUCAUGGUGUUAAAAAAUUACAACGUUUUCGUCGGAGACGACGUGCUCGUAAUAUGAGUGAAGAAGCUAUAACAAAAAUGAUUCAGGCACGAAAACGUGCGAAAGACAAGAAAAAGUCGAAACAAUCAAAGAACAGGACUACUACAACCACUGUUCCUCAAACGGAAUCUAGAAUCACCACUGUAUCAAUACCAAACAAAGAAGAAAUUGACAACAAUCAACAGAAAUGUAUUACAUCAGCAAACAAACGUAAAAGAGAUAUUUCUUCAUUUGAACUUCAUCGUCAUUUAGUUCCAUCGACGAGUCAUGUCAAUCUUCGACCACCACCAGCCAAAAAAAUGAAAAAAAUCAGCUUAAUUCAGUCUAUUCCACCGGAUAGUAUUAGUAUGAAUAGAAAAUAUCCAUUACCAGCGUACUUAACUCAUUCACCACAUUUGAUCUUUCAAGUAUUACGUCAAGAAUUUAAUCGUUUAUUGAAUAAAAAAGAUGAACGAAUAUUUCUUCAUAUACGUCUACAAUUAUUAGAUCGUCAAUAUCGUCUCGAGCUUGAUCAACGUUUAUGGCAAUCUUACUUAAAUAUUGGUUUACCAGAAACGUUAUGGCCUCGUUCAUUGUAUGAAAUGACCAAAACCAAUCAAGCAGAUCUAUGUGAAAAUUAUAUUAUGACACAAUUAGCUAUGAUCGAUGAUCAAUUAGAACAAUGUAAUCUGGAAUUGAAUAAACAAGCGCAAUCAGCGAUACCAAUUCUAUUACCAGCAUUAGAUAUUAUGGAUACAAGUUUAAAAAAUUAUGUUUCCUUACAACAAAAUUAUUUAGUCGAACGCAUGCAACAUAAAAUAAUGAAAUUUAAGAAUGAGCUUCGUGAUGAACAACUCUAUCGAGAUUUGUUUUCUUACAAUCUUACUACUAUUCAACAACAAAUGCUUGAACAGAUCAUUCAUGUACGAACAACACAAUUGCAAGUUUACGAAGAAUUUAUGAUGCUUGAACAACGCAUUUUGUAUCAAUUUCUACCACCAAACUUUGAUCAAUUUGAAAAGAUUACAGCACCUGAUAUAUAUUGGCCACCGAUUGCUGAUCAGACACUAGUCGAUAUACGAACAAAACGUCGUACAAUCUUGAAACGAGGAAAACGUAAUUUACUAAAUCUUUUUUAUGUUGCCUAUGAAUAUAAAAUCAAUGCAUAUCAAGUACAAUAUAAAGAAAAUUUAAAUCAAUUAGAAUUACAAUUCUUUACUAUGAUUCAAAUCAAUGGCAUGUCUUUAAUCGACUAUUUCAAAACUUAUAUGAUACAUCGUACUCAAACAGCUAUUGGUAAUAUAUUUCAAAAAUUUAGUCACUUUCGACAGAUCAUUGCUCAACGUUAUCAACGAUCAUCAACUGCCAAGACAAUGGUCGGCGUGUCACCUGAAGUGAUUAUUGAUGUUCUUCAUUGUCCUUAUAAAUAUGUAGAAUUAUCUCAUCUAUCCCUAGGUCCAAAUUAUGCUCGAUCAAAUCCAAGUGCACUUCGUCCGAUAAAACAUCGUGAGAGUCAAAUAAAAAAUAAUGUCAAGAAUAUCACUGAGAAAGUUAAAAAUCAAUUAACGAACUACUGCAAGAGAGAACCGCCAGUCCCAAGAAUGAUACAUUACUCUGAAUUAGUUGAAAAUGUACUUCGACAACAUUAUAUGGCUCCAUUAUCCUAUGUUGAUCGCAUGCGCGCUGAACGAGAAUUCAAAUUAGUCAAAUCUAUUCGACGGAAGGCACAACAUGCGAAACUUAUUAUACGUGUCUGUGAUAAAGGUGGUGGUUUUCAUAUUGGUAGUAAAAGUGAUUAUGAAAGAAAAGCAGCUAAAUAUCGUGAAGAUACAAAAGCCUAUCAAGAAUUACCGAAUAAUCCUUUGAAGGAAAUAUUCACUAAUGUAACAAAUGCACUCGAUAUUCUCAAGAAUAAUAAGCAAUUACCACUCAAGGAAUACAAUCGUCUAAUGCCAAAAUCUGAUCAAGUCAAAUUAUCUUACAUGUAUUUUAAUCCAAAGCCACACAAGGAAGGAACACCAUUACGACCUAUUUUGAAUACUAUUAAAUCAGUAACAAGAUCUAUCUCUGAUUUCUUAGAUAAAUUAAUUCGACCUAUCUAUGAUCAAUAUAAUAAAGA
Rotaria sordida is the source of this 2229-nucleotide messenger RNA. NCBI's taxonomy places the organism in Eukaryota, Metazoa, Rotifera, Eurotatoria, Philodinida, Philodinidae. The record is from the annotation of a GenBank genome assembly.